Etheostoma spectabile (orangethroat darter) is the source of this 2253-nucleotide messenger RNA. It is a transcript of the gene etnppl, whose product is annotated as ethanolamine-phosphate phospho-lyase. The record is from RefSeq and is a predicted model, not a curated record. The transcript is spliced from 13 exons. Bases 192 to 1670 code for a protein of 492 amino acids. NCBI's taxonomy places the organism in Eukaryota, Metazoa, Chordata, Actinopteri, Perciformes, Percidae. Gene Ontology annotation, molecular function: pyridoxal phosphate binding; ethanolamine-phosphate phospho-lyase activity; transaminase activity. Gene Ontology annotation, cellular component: mitochondrion.
CGCACGUGCGAGCUGUCCGCCGCCGUGUCCGGCCAGGUGCCAGGUGACAGCCUCGUGCGUCGUUCUGCCUCUGCGCGCGCGCGCGCGUGCGUGCACUGUAUAUAUCCACAGGCGGGUUUUUUUUUCUCUGCUCGCGCAGCUGUAGCUGGUCCCCGAAACGGAGCGUCGUCCUCCGGCUGGACUACAGCAGGAUGUCCGCGGAAAUAUUCGACAAGAAGAAGACGAUAGACCUGAGGAAGAAGCACAUUGGGCCAUCUUGCAAGAUUUUCUUCAGCCAUGACCCUAUCAAGAUUGUCCAAGCCAAAGGCCAGUACAUGUACGAUGAAAAGGGACAGCGCUACCUGGACUGCAUCAACAACGUGGCUCAUGUGGGCCAUUGUCACCCAGAUGUGGUGAAGGCGGGAGCUCAGCAGAUGGGACUGCUCAACACCAACUCGCGAUUCUUGCACGACAACCUCGUGCUGUACGCCCAGAGGCUGCAGGCCACGCUGCCCGCCAAGCUGUCCGUGUGCUACUUCGUUAAUUCUGGUUCUGAAGCCAACGACCUGGCCCUGCGUCUGGCAUGGCAGUACACAGGCCACAAAGACAUCAUCACGUUGGACAACGCGUAUCACGGCCACGUCUCGUCGCUCAUUGACAUCAGCCCGUAUAAGUUCCACCACUCCGAUGCUGAGCAGAAUCAAUAUGUCCAUGUGGCUCCCAGCCCAGAUGUUUACCGAGGCAAAUACAGAGGGGAGCACCCGGACCCGGCCACGGCAUAUGCAGAUGAAGUCAAAGACAUGAUCCAGAGUGUCACUAACCAAGGAGGCAAGAUUGCUGCUUUUAUUGCUGAGUCAUUGCAGAGUUGCGGCGGGCAGGUCAUCCCCCCCCAGGGCUACUUCCAACAAGUGGCACAACAUGUCCGCCAGGCGGGGGGCCUUUUCAUCGCCGAUGAAGUCCAAGUGGGCUUUGGCCGUGUUGGCACUCACUUCUGGGCCUUCCAGCUCCAGGGAGAGGACUUCGUGCCCGACAUCGUCACCAUGGGAAAGCCCAUCGGCAACGGCCACCCCAUGUCAUGUGUGGUCACGACCAAAGAGGUGGCCGAGGCCUUCAUGUCCUCUGGAAUGGAGUAUUUCAACACAUUUGGCGGCAACCCAGUGUCGUGCGCCAUCGGCAUGGCCGUCCUAGACGUGAUUGUGAAAGAAGAUCUCCAGGGCAAUGCCCUGCGCGUGGGCCGCUACCUGACCGGUCUGCUGGAAAAGCAGAAGGAGAAACAUCCGCUGGUGGGUGACAUCAGGGGUCGCGGUCUCUUUGUUGGGUUGGAGCUGGUGAAGGACCGGCUGAAGCUCACGCCUGCUACAGCAGAGGCCCAAGAAGUCAUAUAUAGGCUGAAGGAACAGCGCAUCCUUCUCAGUGCCGACGGACCGCAUCGCAACGUGCUCAAAUUCAAGCCGCCCAUGUGCUUCACUGUGGAGGACGCUGACCUGGUGGUGGAGAAAAUGGACCACAUUCUCACAGAGCUGGAGGAAGCACUGGGCCUGACGUCGCACCACGCACUGAGUGUUGAGGAUGAGAGUAGUAAAAGAAAGCUGCCAACUGAUGACCAUGGACAGGCGUAUCACAGCGGGUUAGCACGCCGCAGAGGGAGCAGUCAAGGAGUCCCUCAACGACCCAAACGCCUCAAGACAUAACGCUGGCCCCAGAGGCCGAGCCGCGACGGGAUUUUAUCUUUUAACUGGGAUCAAACAAUGUAAAAUGUAGAGGUAAGGUCAUCUUCAUUAUCUCCGAGGAGGGGCACUUUGUUGCAAAGCCAGCAGUAUUGCCAUCAACUGGCACACUUAAUGUCAUCAAAACACUGGGGCAACCACUUUAAAUCUCGCAUUCUCUACUUCAUUGUCAUUAUUAAAAUGAUUACUGCUCAUAUGUAUCCUACAGUAUGUCACGCAUCUUUUGAGGACUUUGAAAAGCGCUAUAUAAAUCUAAAGUAUUAGGUGCCUUUGGAUGUAAUCUAAUGAAAAAUGUUUUUUGUAAUUAUUUAAUAAUCCCAAUAAUAUACAGUUUUAUUUGAGAUUUGAGUCUUCUCAGGAAUUUUUUAAUGUUAAGCUUAGGAAUCCCGCCACUUGUUCAUCAUAACAUGUAUAUUGUGGUUUUAUCCCCUUAUUGUGUGAGCUACACAACUUGUAUACUCUUUAUUUUAAUUUUUGUCAACAUUCACUUUAUCACAAUUUCAGGGAAUUUUAAUGUUACUAAACCCAAAGGGGUUUUAUUAAAACA